CAGACACAGGGGUGUUGCUUUUCUCAGACAACCUGGAGGAUAUGACAGACAUUGAUAAUGCAGCAGGGAUUUACCUUCCACCCGGAGCUGACGAGACUGACAAGAAGACAUCUGAAUUUCUUGCUUUGGAUGAAGAAGAGGAUAAAGACCUCUUGAAUAUCGAAGAUGACCUGGACCAGCUUCUCUCAGAUGUCAUCAAGAAGCCAGACAAAGCUCCCCAGAAACCCUCCUUAAAACCCAAGCCUCCGUCGCCCACAAAGAAGCCCAUCCCGGCCCAGAGACCCACCCCAGCACCGCGGUCGACUGGUGGUCCGGGGAAAGCGCCGCCAAAGCCUGCCCCGAGGAAGGGUAAGACGCCCUCAACCGGCGGAUCACAGAGUGAGGAGACAGGGCAAAAGGCUGAGACCGUCGACACAAUGGACGACGGUGACAUCCUAAAAUACAUCCAGCAGAAUGCUGGGGACGAAGAGGCUAGUUUGGAUCUGUUUUAGGGAGAAAUCUACGGACUGAUUGAAAAAUCCUAGAUAAUUAUUCCCACCAGAUAAAAUUGCAAUAGACAAAUUUGACAGGUGCUGUAAUUACAUGCAUGAAGAGGUUGAAGAGUAUCAAAGUGAAGUCUACAAUCUUAUGCAAAAAGUAGACCUUGAAAUGUAGACACCGAAACAAAAUGUCCUUUAUUGUUAUCGCAAGAUCCAUGAAUAAACCACUGCCGAAAUGUUUGAAAGUGUAUAUUACUUUGGCCUUCGUUAUAAGCACGUGCAUCUCAAACUAUACAAAGCACAGGCGUUAUUAGAUAACCAUGAAAAUAUCAUUCAGGAUGACUAUUCUUUGCAACUCGAUGAAGUACUGAUUAUAUAGAAUUUGUAAACAGUAACUGAAAAGGUUUUUAUAUAUUACAGUAAUUGUUGCCAAAAAUAU
Messenger RNA from Patiria miniata (bat star), 918 nucleotides. Its product is annotated as probable inactive serine/threonine-protein kinase slob2. The transcript has 2 exons. The coding region runs from base 42 to 491 and encodes 149 amino acids. Lineage: Eukaryota; Metazoa; Echinodermata; Asteroidea; Valvatida; Asterinidae. The record is from RefSeq and is a predicted model, not a curated record.